UUCAAGACUUUUUUGGAAGUGUGGGAAACAAUUUGGGUUACAUUUAGCUCAUGCCAUUUACGAUCGCAUAUCUGAUGGAAUGCAGCUCAACUAAUAAUACAAGAUAAAGAAGAUUUUAUUAUAUUUUCCUUUUUGCGCUUUAUUAUAUUGCGCUUCUUAUCAGUGACUCAUUACUGCGGUCACAAUCAAAUUUUAACCUGAGGUCACAGGAAGUUCCCGCACGUUUGCAUCCUAUCCACCUGUCCACCCACACCUAGACAUCACGGACCAGCGGUACUCUCUUGAACAUUCCACAGGGACAUCAUUCUUUCCACUGGACACUUGCUUGUCCUGCAAAGUAGCUGUAAUGGGAUUCAUGCAAAUCCGUAGAUAUCCCUGAUCUUUUCUUUGGCAUAUUUUCACCUCUCCUGCUUACCCCCACCCCACGUCCCCACGUUCUUGUUUAUCCACAUUGUUUAACUAAAUGUCUCAUAAGAAGGAAGAAGGAAACUUUCAUUUAUUACUCUUAAUCAUUACUGUUUUGAGUCUUUUACUCAUAACAAUGCAUUGACCUCUGCUUGCCGAGAGGACAGUAGAGAUUCUUUGUAGUGCUGCAGGGUGCGAAGGCAAGAGUUGUGUAACUGUUACCCAUGAGAGCCACCCUAGCAGGGGGGUGGUGCAUAUCUCUAGAGCUAUAAGUAAGGCCAAACAGGAGGGUUCAACAUUAGACAAGCACCUGCAGCCGAGUAAGGUCUUGCUUUAGGCGAACAUCUGCAUAUUGAAACUUGACUAAUACACAAUGGAAUCAAGAACUACACUGAUCUUCAUUUUUACCUUGUUUGCAACUCUUCAUGAAGGUUGGGGGUUGCCUCUAGUCCGUGACCCACGCGACCCGUCCGCAACCCAUAGGGUCAGGACCAAACGCUGCUCUUGCAACAACCAGCUGGACUCAGAAUGCCAUUAUUUCUGCCAUCUGGAUAUUAUCUGGGUGAACACGCCAAGUAAGACCACAGUGUAUGGAUUGGGCAGUCCUUUAGCUCGUCGGCGAAGGUCUACGGGCCGUUGCUUCUGUGCCAACCCUGCAGAUACCACCUGCAACUCUUUCUGCCACUACAGUUUUGAGAAUCCUGCCAUAAUGCUUGUGAAUCCAUCUGAACCUGUGCGUGAAAAGCAGAAACAACCGAAAAAUGACUCAGAAAAUGCAAAGCCAGAAGUUCUUGUUUUAGGGAAAUCUGCCUCACCUGGGGCUCGGUCAGACGUUGUGACUUUCCUCAGGAACCUGGUAAAAGCUAGAGCCAGGGCCAUGGAGAAGACCACCCAGAGGCAGCAAGCAUCCAAGGUCAGCAAAACUGGGUAUAGAUGAAAUACUGACACUGAGACAGAAGAGAUAGGAGAGCGAGCACUUGAACAAGAAACAAACAAAUGCACGUUGCGAUCUGGAAGCGGUGCAACGGCAGUAAGAGAGCCCGAAACCGGUAGUCCUAUGGAAACAGAGACUUUGAGUAUAAGACAGAAUGGAAAAGUUAAAGGCGCUUGUGGAGUGCGGAAAUUAGGAUUUGAAGUUGACGGCAAGUUGGACUGUUUCUGUCUACUAGGACAACACGAAAGAGGGUCAGGUGUGAGUAACGGUCCUAAAGUUCAAACAGGACAAGUCGGUUAUGUGGUUUUGCUAGAGGUAUCGAAAAGCAUCGUAGCGAUUCCACAAUGUCAAAUGUUUGAAGAGCUGGAGAUAAACGGAUGGUGCAAGAUACCAUGUUGGCUAGAUCUAGAGGAAUUGACGGUUGUUACUGGCAACCGUGUAAUCAGUUCAUCUGUUUAUUGUUUAAUCUCAGCCAGAGAUUAUAAAAAAGAGACAGGAGAUAAUAAAAGAUAGGCAAAACUAGUUGUAUAAUAACUUAGGGCAGACAAUAAUGACCUAUAUAUGAGGAGAUUACAUAUAUAAGUGCUUAGGAAAACAAUGUAUUUUGUUGAAUUAUUGUCACGCCAAUGUCACACCAAAAGGGCUGGAAUUUUAAACGCCCUAUACCUGGAUUUUUGUACAUUCAUAGGUAUGCUGUUGUAAGACCUGUGACAUGUAAACGGACAUGUAAAUUAUGAAUCACCUUACAGUCAAAAAGUUGUUAUUACAGCUGCUAAUACAGUACCGUGCAAAGGCCGCCACCACCAGACUUGUGGUGUUUUAGAAGUUUUAAUGUCAAUCCAUAUUUAUUUUUUAAUCUAUUUUAUUAAAAUACAAACAGAAAAUACAGGAAAUUAAAUGUACAAAAAAAUAAAAAAAUGAAAUGUUCAGGACUAAAUGGCUUCUUUAGGCAUCAUCUGUGUUUAGUGUGACCUCUCUUGGCACUAAACACAUCUUGAGCGUUUUUGAGCAAAAUGAAGUAAAAAGACACAUUUCUUUAAAAUUAGAAAUUAGGAUUUUUAUUGCUCAAGUGAAAGAGGAGUUUGCCCUAAAAACUUGAAACAUCAGUUUACAUUUUUAUACAGUUUUUAAUACUACAUACACAUUUCCUGUAUUUUCUGGAUGUAUUUUAUUAAAGAGACUGAGAAACAAUUAUAUAUGAUCACUAUAACAUUGCAAAAACAACAAAUCUAAUUCUGGCAUGGUGGCCUAAAACUUUUGCACAGUACUAUAGUUAAGUAUGAAUUUCUGCUGGUUUGGUUCUGGUCUAGUUUACACACCAGCAUAGCCGUGUAAAUCUAAGCUGAUGAAUCUGGUUUUACUUGCAUGGUUUUUUAGAUGAAGCUGUGUAAGCUAUUAGAAUGACUGGUGGGGACACCAGCAUACUUGCAUCCCAUGCUGGGGACCAAUAUCCAAAACACAGCAGUUGUGGUGUUUUAAUGUUGGUGUUGUUAUGAACACACAAUAGAUUAAAACUUAGACUCACCCUUCCUAUUUAUUAGCAAUGUAAGAUAAUCUUGCAUAAAUGUUAUCUCAAGAAUUACCAUCAAUGUGGCGUCUGUGGAAAUAGGCCAAAGGGAACUGCAUGACGGAUGGUAAAGUUGCUAUUUGCUACUUUAUGUGUAACAUUUUCUUGUUUGUUAAAACAUCUGUAUGUCUGUUUAUUUAAUAGAAAUUUAGCUUAAUUUUAGCUUUUAUUUGUCUAGUGAUCUAUUGUUGUUAUAUGCACAUGUUAAAGGCAAUGUAUAUACCUGUCAACUUAAUUGUAAAAGAGUAAAGCUGUAAUAAGACUAAGAUAAUAAAUAUAUUAUUCAACUUAUGAUUGCUGUUGGUGGUGGUCAUAGUGGUCAUUUUUUGUGUUAAUAUUUUGUGUAUCAUUGU
Molecule: messenger RNA, 3259 nt
Organism: Paramisgurnus dabryanus
Lineage: Eukaryota; Metazoa; Chordata; Actinopteri; Cypriniformes; Cobitidae
Biological process (GO): regulation of vasoconstriction; vein smooth muscle contraction; intracellular calcium ion homeostasis
Cellular component (GO): extracellular region
Molecular function (GO): hormone activity; endothelin B receptor binding
Source: RefSeq, a predicted model, not a curated record